AUGGGUAAGUUUGACGAAGCCAUCGACUACCAUGAAAGGUACCUUGAUAAUGCUAAGGAUCGAGAUGACGUUGGAGGCGUGGCCAUCAUGCAGCGGGAACUAGCUAUGGACUACUUAUUCAAAGGGGAUCUUGAGAUGGCAGAGCAGCAGAUCACAAGUGCCUUUGUGACCUUGGAGCGCCUCCGUGCAAAGUUAGGCGCAGAGGACACCUCGCGCAUCGCCAACUUUGAAAAGAACCAAUCAGAAGCCUUCAACCUCCUUCAGGCUGUCCUUGUGCGCAGGGGGAAGUUUCAUGCGGCGUUCGCUCUCUCUGAGCAGGGCCGAGCGAGGGCGCUUGCCGACCUGAUCCAACAGAAGCAAGAUUUGGAGGAGGCGGAGUCUGAUAGCAAUGUAUACAAGAAUGCAGAGUUUGUCAGCACAGCUUCUAUGCUUGAAGACGCGUUCAUCGAGCAAGAACUCGCUGAAAUAACUCAAACUGCGGCCGAGCUAGCCACCACCCUAGUCACUUAUUCCAUCGUCACCGAAUUCACUCCAUCUGGAGACAUUGAGAAGUGGCUGUACUCGUGGGUUGUUGCUAGGGAUAAACCGGGAUCGACCAAUGGGGAGGCUGGUAGUAUGAAUCAUGGGUCUGACUCAACCAAUGAGGGGAGGGCUACCAUGAAGAUGAAGAACGGUUGGGAGAUUCAUUUUGCGAAGAGGUUGCUUAGUUCGGUGAAGAAAUCCAAGGAGGAAUUUGCGGUCGACAGACACGUGAAUGCCCUGUGCCGUUCUCUUGGAGAGCUUGGAGUCAAGGAGUCAAGUAUGGAUGAAGGAUUGGAACAUUGUGAGUCAACGGAUCAGGCAGAAUGUAAGGAGGCCUCAAAGGGCCAUACCGACGAUACUGUAAGCAGAGACAUUCCCCAUCAGUACUCCAAACCAAAGAGUGUAGUCGGCCAUGUUUACGGAGGCCCCAAGGUGCCAAAGCGGCCGGUGAUCGACCCUGCGCUACAGCGAAACCUAGACAAGCUGAGAGCUGAUUAUGAUAUCUUCAUCGCUCCGAUUGAGAAGUACUUGCCGGAGUGGAGGGGAGGGACGGGGGAGGUUCCUAAAGUAAUCUUCAUUCCUCAAGACUUCAUGUUUAAUCUUCCGUUCUGUGCCCUACUUGGUCCCGAUCGCCGACACCUUAUCGAGAAAUACGUCAUCUCCAUCGUGCCAUCGGUGAAAAUCCUAAAACUGACCAAUCAGAGGCUGGCUCAGCUGCGUCUUUCAUCCGGUGUGGCGCCCCCUAGUGUCCUGGCAGUUGGCAAUCCUACAAUGCCCCAUCACAACAUCCCAGCUCUUCCUGCUGCAACGAUGGAAGUCCAAAUGGUAAAAACGUUCUUCCAACCCGAGACAUCACCAGGGAGCAGUGGAGGGGCGUCGCCAGGGAGCAGUGGAGGGGCGGAGCCAGGGAGUGGUGGAGGAGCGGAGCCAGGGAGCGGUGAAGGGGCAGAGCAAGGGAGCAGUGGAGGGGCGGAACCCGGAAGCAGUGGAGUGGCAGAGCCAGGGAGCGGUGGAGGGGCGGAGCCAGGGAGUGGUGGAGGAGCGGAGCCAGGGAGUGGUGGAGGGGCGUCGCCAGGGAGCAGUGGAGGGGCGUCGCCAGUGAGCAGUGGAGGGGCGGAGCCAGGGAGUGGUGGAGGAGCGGAGCCAGGGAGCGGUGAAGGGGCAGAGCAAGGGAGCAGUGGAGUGGCGGAGCCAGGGAGUGGUGGAGGAGCGGAGCCAGGGAGCGGUGAAGGGGCAGAGCAAGGGAGCAGUGGAGUGGCGGAGCCAGGGAGCGGUGGAGGGGCGGAGCCAGGGAGUGGUGGAGGAGCGGAGCCAGGGAGUGGUGGAGGAGCGGAGCCAGGGAGCGGUGGAAGGGUGGAGCCAGGGAGGAGUGGAGGGGCGGAGCCAGGGAGCAGUGGAGGGGUGAAACCCAGAAGCAGUGGAGGGGCGGAGCCAGGGAGGAGUGGAGGGGCGGAGCCAGUUGUCCUGACAGGGAGGGAUGCAACCGUUGAUCAAGUCCGACGUGAAAUGGGGAAACAUACAGUGCUGCAUUUUGCCACCCAUGCCGAGCAGGACAACGGACUGGCAAAGAUGAUAAAAGAAGGAGGCGACAUUUGUCGACCUGAGAGAGUUCCGACGGGCGACUUCAGCAUGCGUGGGUUUCUCGUCUUGGCACGCAGUCAUGAGAACUGUAGCGGCCUCCUGAUGGCAGAGGAGGUCAAAGGUCAUGGUCUGAAAGCUGAGGUCGCUGUACUCAGCUGCUGCCAGACGGGCAAAGGUCAAGUGACAGGCGAUGGCGUUCUGGGGUUGUAUCGUUCUUUCCUGGUGGCCGGAGCAGCCAGUGUUGUCGUCACACAAUGGAAGAUCUAUGACAAGGCAACGGCAAUGUUCAUGAAGUUCUUUUAUCAAGAACCAAGCGAUGGCGUUCUGGGGUUGUAUCGUUCUUUCCUGGUGGCCGGAGCAGCCAGUGUUGUCGUCACACAAUGGAGGAUCUUUGACAAGGCAACGGCAAUGUUCAUGAAGUUCUUCUAUCAAGAUUUCAUGGUGCACCAGGAUCCAGCGAGGGCGCUACGUCAAGCCAUGCUCUCCAUGCUACAAGACGAGACCUAUCACAGGCCGCAGCACUGGGCAGCUUUCACUCUGAUUGGAGCAUCUCGACCAAUCAGGGAGCCCUGA
This is a messenger RNA of Asterias rubens (European starfish), 2676 nucleotides long. RefSeq lists its product as uncharacterized. NCBI's taxonomy places the organism in Eukaryota, Metazoa, Echinodermata, Asteroidea, Forcipulatida, Asteriidae. The transcript has 11 exons. The record is from RefSeq and is a predicted model, not a curated record. The coding region runs from base 1 to 2676 and encodes 891 amino acids.